Molecule: messenger RNA, 2084 nt
Organism: Mus caroli (Ryukyu mouse)
Lineage: Eukaryota; Metazoa; Chordata; Mammalia; Rodentia; Muridae
Source: RefSeq, a predicted model, not a curated record
CCUUGCUUGCACGCUUAGUGUCGCGCGGUCCCUGGCCUCACCACGGAGCAGCGCUGUCGACCUGCAGGACCUGGGUCCUGCUGCUUUCUUCCCAGGAGGCGGAACAGGACUGUGAGCAAACCAACAUGUCAGAGUGGGAGUCCUACUACAAAACUGAGGGCGAGGAAGAGGAAGAGGAGGAGGAGAGCCCCGACACAGGUGGAGAAUAUAAAUAUUCAGGAAGAGAUAGCUUGAUUUUUCUGGUUGAUGCCUCCAGGGCUAUGUUCGAAUCUCAGGGUGAAGAUGAACUGACACCUUUUGAUAUGAGCAUCCAGUGUAUCCAGAGUGUAUACACCAGUAAGAUCAUAAGCAGCGAUCGGGAUCUCCUGGCAGUGGUGUUCUAUGGAACCGAGAAAGACAAAAAUUCAGUGAAUUUCAAAAAUAUUUAUGUCUUACAAGAUUUGGAUAACCCAGGUGCUAAACGAGUGCUAGAGCUUGACCAGUUUAAGGGACAGCAGGGGAAGAAGCACUUCCGAGACACGGUCGGCCAUGGGUCUGACUACUCUUUGAGUGAAGCGCUCUGGGUCUGUGCCAACCUCUUCAGCGACGUCCAGCUCAAGAUGAGUCACAAGAGGAUCAUGCUGUUCACCAAUGAAGACGACCCCCAUGCCAGGGACAGUGCUAAAGCCAGCCGGGCCAGGACCAAAGCCAGCGACCUCCGGGACACUGGGAUCUUCCUUGACUUGAUGCAUCUGAAGAAGCCAGAAGGCUUUAAUGUAUCCAAGUUCUACAGGGACAUCAUCACCACCGCUGAGGACGAGGACCUUGGGGUUCACUUUGAGGAGUCAAGCAAGCUGGAAGACCUGCUAAGGAAGGUUCGAGCCAAGGAGACCAAAAAGCGAGUUCUGUCCAGGUUAAAGUUUAAGCUCGGUGAAGACGUAGUACUCAUGGUGGGUAUUUAUAACUUGGUCCAGAAAGCUAACAAGCCUUUUCCCGUGAGACUCUAUCGGGAAACGAAUGAACCAGUGAAAACCAAGACAAGGACUUUUAAUGUAAACACCGGCAGUCUGCUCCUGCCUAGUGACACCAAGCGGUCUCUGACUUAUGGGACGCGUCAGAUUGUGCUGGAGAAAGAGGAGACAGAGGAGCUGAAGCGGUUUGAUGAGCCAGGUUUGAUCCUCAUGGGCUUUAAGCCCACGGUGAUGCUGAAGAAGCAGCACUACCUGAGGCCCUCUCUGUUCGUGUACCCGGAGGAGUCCCUGGUCAGUGGGAGCUCAACCUUGUUCAGCGCUCUGCUCACCAAGUGUGUGGAGAAGAAGGUCAUAGCAGUGUGUAGAUACACACCCCGCAAGAAUGUCUCCCCGUAUUUUGUGGCUUUGGUGCCACAGGAAGAGGAGCUAGAUGAUCAGAACAUUCAGGUGACCCCAGGAGGCUUCCAGCUUGUCUUCCUCCCGUAUGCCGAUGACAAGCGGAAGGUGCCCUUUACUGAGAAGGUGACGGCCAACCAGGAGCAGAUAGACAAGAUGAAGGCCAUUGUUCAAAAGCUCCGCUUCACAUACAGAGACAAUAUUUAUUACUCAUGGUGGUGGGCCAUGCCUGUAGCUCCCCGCUCAGAAGUACCCAAGGUUGAAGCCAUAAAGAAAAGACUGGGCUCCCUGGCAGAUGAGUUUAAAGAACUCGUCUACCCUCCAGGUUAUAACCCUGAGGGAAAAGCUGCCAAGAGAAAACAAGAUGAUGAAGGUUCUACGAGUAAAAAGCCCAAGGUAGAGUUAUCAGAAGAAGAGCUGAAGACCCAUUUUCGUAAGGGCACAUUGGGCAAGCUCACUGUACCUACACUGAAGGACAUAUGCAAGGCCCACGGGCUUAAGAGUGGGCCGAAGAAGCAGGAACUGCUAGAUGCUCUUAUCAGACACUUGGAGAAGAACUGACCAAAGCUCAGAAGCCCAGCCACUUUCUACACUGCAGCCAGGCCACCUGCUUGUGUUCUCACCAAGCUAGGUGGUAGCUACAAAGAGCUACCUGACCAAGUGCAAGGUCUUCAUCAUGGAGAUUGCAGCCUCCCACCUCACUGUGCCUUACUCUGCGAAUAAAGAGCUCUAACUUUA